Colletotrichum abscissum is the source of this 1152-nucleotide messenger RNA. RefSeq lists its product as uncharacterized. The transcript is spliced from 4 exons. Lineage: Eukaryota; Fungi; Ascomycota; Sordariomycetes; Glomerellales; Glomerellaceae. The record is from RefSeq and is a predicted model, not a curated record. The coding region runs from base 1 to 1152 and encodes 383 amino acids.
AUGAGCUCGAAGAGUCUAGCAGGCCUUUCCGGGCGAAAUGCCUCCUCUACGGCGCCAUUCGUGAUUGACGUUUCAAAAGACCCGGCGCCUAGGGUCGUCGCUUCGAUAUGGGCUAUGAUUUCGGUAUCGACGGUCUUUCUGUUCUGUCGUGUUUACUGCAAAAAGAUCAGAUCCCGUGGCUUGUGGACAGAUGACUAUCUCUUGGUGGCGUCUUGGAUAUUCCUGCUAGUCUCGACGUCUCUCACCACAGAGCUUAUGAGACUCGGGUUUGGAAAGUCCCUAGAUUUCUCAGCCCAUAUUUUCACUCUGUCGUCUGUCAACGUCGUCAUGAAUAAGGUCGCCUUGGCCCUCAGCAAAACGUCCUUUGCAGUCACAAUGUUGCGCAUUGCGUCUGGAAAACUGAAGGUUUUCAUUUGGUUUCUGAUCAUAUCCAUGAACGCAGUCUUGGCAACCAGCGCUGUUGUCGCUUGGAAGGCGGCCUGCGACAGGCCGUCAGACUCUUAUGAAGCUGUCCUACCCGGAUCCUGUUGGCGAGUGGAGGAUUCGGUCAUUAUGCACAUGGUGUCGAAUGCAUACUCGGCACUGGUUGACUUCAUCUUGUCGCUGCUUCCAUGGCCAAUGAUAUGGAGACUAGGCUUGAAGCGCCAUGAAAAGAUUGGCGUUGCUGUAGCUAUGAGCCUCGGUGUCAUUGCAGGGUUAGUCGGGGUGAUCAAGGUCAUCAAAAUCGUGACUAUUGCCGAGGGCGCAGAUAUACCAUAUCGUCUAUCUCUGCUCUUUAUAUGGGGACAAGCCGAGAUCAACGUCACAAUCGUUGCGUCAUCUAUCCCCGUUCUGCGAGUCCUUUUUACGGAGAUGUACGCAACGUCGAGAUCGGACGAGAGAAAUGGAUACUUGAAGUCGGAUGGACAGAGUGCCUUUCCAACAGAAAUUGGCAUGAAUACUCUAGAGGAGGGAAGGAAGAUAGAAGAAGAGACGAACCGGAAUGUUCUGCUCGCCAUGGGUCCAUCGACGGCCACCAACUCCGCCAUGAGAGCUCACGAGACUGAGAUUGGAUACAAUGCAAUGGACGAGAUUACGCAGGGAACACAUAAGCACACGUUGAGGAACUCUGAAAGCUACGAGGGAAUUGAGUUAGCGAGAGCCCUGAGGUGA